Syngnathus typhle (broad-nosed pipefish) is the source of this 3680-nucleotide messenger RNA. RefSeq names its product tRNA methyltransferase 9B (gene trmt9b). Gene Ontology annotation, molecular function: S-adenosylmethionine-dependent methyltransferase activity; tRNA binding. Gene Ontology annotation, biological process: tRNA wobble uridine modification. Gene Ontology annotation, cellular component: cytoplasm; nucleus. The record is from RefSeq and is a predicted model, not a curated record. Bases 1309 to 2454 code for a protein of 381 amino acids. The transcript has 4 exons. Lineage: Eukaryota; Metazoa; Chordata; Actinopteri; Syngnathiformes; Syngnathidae.
UCUUUGCAAGUGUUCGCGGUGGCGGCGGUGAUGAUGAUGGCUCUCCGACCGUGCAGCCGCUCGUUGACGGCGGCCGCUCACGCACGGCUUACGGGUGCAACGCCGACUCGUUUCUCCGCGCGUGCGACGUAACGUAACGUGGAUCGGCGUCCGAAAGGAGUAAUGUCUCCGGCGUGGACAGGUGCGUGGCCGCCCGGUGCCAAUUAGGAGCGAGAAGUUUACUUGCGGCGGGCGGGCGAGCCGGCCGGUCGUGCCAGGAGCUUGAGGCGGCCACCGCGGCAACGCUUCUCGAUCCGUUCAUGGUGAGGCAUUUCCGUCAAGCAUGCUGACUAUAUAAGACGAUUUCAUUCAAAUCAAAUCUCUACAAAGAUGUGAUCAAUCACUUUUUUUUUUGCAACUUGAUCCGUUCCUUAGUUGCGGCAAUAAGAAUGACAGCGGCUCCUCAGGUUAAACAGUUGAACUGAGUCAUGACGACGUGCGGCUUCAAUUUGACGCCAGUAAACCUGUUUGUCUGCUGUUCGAGGGAUGAGCUGGCAACUUCGACUGUAGCGCAGGUCUGCUCAGUCAUGAUCAGUCCAAAUGAGCACUGAUGCUGUCUGGAGGGAGCCCAAUGUGACCUCUGGCUACUUGCACCAAGGGUAGCUUCCACUCUCCUCCGCUCCGCUGCAUAGCUCGGAUGCUAUGUCUCAUUGACAUUGUCAGUCAGAGACCGAUUACAUAAUGAACACCUCACUUUGGUGAGGCAGGCAGGAGGGGUGCUAAAGGAGGACAGUGUUACAUAAUCCGUGUUUUCCUUCCACUUGAAUGGGAUGCUGAUGCAAGCAGCUCUGCAAAUAGGCCCCCUCGGAGGCCUUUAUGGUGCCCAUCAGCAUCACGAGUGUUUCAUGUUCCAAGGUUUCGUCGCUAUCACCUUCCGCGACCUCAUCAGAGGGCCACUCGCGAGGAAUCACAGCGUGAUCAUUGGGUGGAGGGCUUCUGUUUGCUCGCAGCUGCCAGCCAGCCAGCUCUCAAUGGAUUCUUUCAUUGUGUUUGGAAUCAAUAGGCGUCUGAACUGAAAACAAUAGCCAGCCUCGGUGAUCAUGUGAAAGAUCUCUCGUUGAAGAGCAUGGGGACACCGAAUAGAAGCACAGAUCCAAAAUCUCAUGUCCAGGACAGGCCAAAGCAAUCUCAGAAGGCGUUAACCGGAUGGAGCAGUAGGAAAGGUGACGCCCGACUCCCGCAGAUGAGUUGAGGGAUUUGUCAACUAAACCUGCAACUACAGUGAGAGUCGUGCGAGGCGCGACGGUAGGCGCUAGACCGUCAUCGAGGAUGGACGAGGCGGCCAGCCGGCUGGAGCGGGAGCACGUGCACGGCGUCUACGACACCAUCGCGCCCUUCUUCAACGACAGCCGCUACAAAGCCUGGCCCAAGGUGCGCCAGUUCCUGCUGGACCAGCCGCCCGGGAGCAUCGUCGCUGACGUCGGCUGCGGCAACGGCAAAUACCUCGACAUUAACGAGGGAGUGUUCAAGCUGGGCUGCGAUGUUUGUCGCCCCCUGGUGGACAUUGCCGGUAGCCGAGGCCACGAGGUGCAGAUGUGCGAUGGGCUCCACCUGCCUUACCGGGACGGCUGCUUCGACGCCGUGCUGUCCAUUGCAGUCAUCCACCACUUGUCCACCAAAGAGCGUCGUAUCCGAGCAAUAAGGGAGAUGGCGCGCACGCUGCGUGUGGGCGGCCACGUCAUGAUCUACGUGUGGGCCAUGGAGCAGAAGCGCCGCAAGUUUGACAAGCAGGACAUCUUCGUCCCGUGGAACCCCGGCCUUCUUUCCCCCGACGCCGGACCGCCGCCCGGCCGGCCGGCGGCCCAGAGCGUCAGCGACGCCAUCGGCGACAACACCGGCGACAAGCACAGGAAGGUCCGAAGCACAUCGUCCGUGGCCGACGCGGCGCCGCCACCCGCGCCCGGCUCACUCAAACUCUGGUUCUUCUCCCGCUCCCUGGACUCGGUCUUGGACUUUGGGAGCUUGUCCAUGUCCCGCUCGUCGUCCCGGGAGCUCAGCGCUUCGUCGCCCACCGGCGGCGCGGUGGGCCGGCAAGGACGAGGCCGGGCUCUCAUCCAGCACUUGUCCAGCUUCUUCUCGCCACCGGCCACGGUCGGGUCCGAGGAGGACGUCUUUGGCUCGGGCAGCAAUCUGCACGAGGAGCCCAAAGAGCAGCGCGGCGCCGGCGCGGCCCUGGCGCCGGAAUGCGGCGCACUGGCUCUGCCCGACUUGGUGCCCUUCCAGAGGGAGCGCCCCGGGCCGGAGAGUCAGGCGGCGAGCGACGGCUCCUGCUUGAGGUACUACCACGUGUUCAGGGAGGGCGAGCUUGCCGAGCUCAUUGGCAAUCACGUGGCCCAACUCCGCGUCCGCCGCGCUUUUUUCGACCACGCCAACUGGUGCGUGGUGGCCGAGAAGGUGGAGCCUGACCGGAUCUGAUUUCUUUGACUUUGGUUUUUAAUUUAUUCUGUCGUUUUUAUCGUCCGCCUACGAGUUUUAGCACUGAAUCUGGGUUUUUACUUUAACUCAAAGAUUCCAGGAGCUCCGUUUGGACUUUUACUCGAUGUUUCAAGGAGUUGACAGUCUUACGAAUGCAAAGGUUAUUCCAAGGUUGCAACACACGACUGAUUUGUUUUAGCCCCCCCAAAAAUGAUUUUUCGGGUGUCGGAUGGACCCGCUUUUUAUAUUAUCCAACAAACAUCUAUUAACAAGGCAGUCUUGCAGAAAAUGGUCAAUCCCCCUGGUGGACAAUAUGGGGGUGUCCUUUUUUUUUUUUUUUUUUUAAUCAAUUGAAAAAUACGUUUUUAGCGUGGAGAAUCGAAACUCCUUCGAGCAUUUUGUAAUGGGAGUGGCACAAGUCAGAGUAUUAGGCACACUUGGUGAGCCGAAGCAAUAACAACAUAUGACGUCAACUCCGCAAUAUGAGACAAAACACAAAUAUUGACGGAAGAAAUUGCCCCCACCCCAAAAUCAGUAAAGGGGGGGAAAAAAAUCAGUCUACGGGUUCUCGCACGGAAAUUCUUAUUUGACCUGAUGAUUCCACAAGUUUGAUGUCUUACAAACGAAAACGUUACUCUGCAGCUGCAACGCACAACUGCUUUGGAGGAAAAGUAGCGCCAUCUGGUGGAUACAUUUUAAAACACAAACGUUACACUUGAAAGAUAGUUGGCUUAAGAAAUGCGUGUGUCAAUUUACACGUUAAAAUGCACACCAUUUUCCAAUGUUUGACUGCCUGUGAGUUUUAACAGCUCACUUUUGAGAGGGGCUCUCUCUCUCUUUGUCUCUCCAGCCUUGAAGCCGAAAGUUCCUCCGUGGCUGCAACGCACGCACGACUGUUCCUUUUUAUUCAAGUCUUCAAGACGUGGAAAUUUUAGUGUUCGUCUCAUUGAUGUUUGUUAGCGCAAUUUUACCGCUUUUUUUGCUGUUUCGUUUUGUAAUUGAUUUUUAUUGUUUUUUCUUCUUUUGCUAUGCUUGGGUAGGGCGUUGCUUCUACGUCGGCGCUCCGGCCGUUUCAUACUGUGAAUCGACGUGGCACUUGUAUAUCGCCCAUUGUGAUUGAUAUGGAAACUUGAAACAUUGUGCCAAGGAGGUGUGUUGUGUCUUUGUGCUGUCAAUGACGUACGUCGUCUCUUUCUUGAUUAAAAGCUCUUGUGUUGAUGGUCAAA